AUGUGUGAUGGACUGCUAGCUGGCGCUUACACAUAUAUACGACGAACGUGUGCAGCUCCUGAGCAAUGGCAGGUUCAAGAACGCGGAUCACCGGCGGUGGUGAACUCAGAGUGCAGCCGCCUGUCCAUCGCCACGUCCCAGAACCCGGCGCCCGACGCGACAGUGUACCCGAUGGCCGUGCGGGACGGGGAGGCGCCCAUACUGGACCAGUCCAUCACCUUCGCCGAGAUGUACCGCCGCAAGAUGGCGCGCGACAUUGAGCUUGCCAAGCUCAAGAAGCAGGCCAAGGCCGAGAAGCGGCUGCAGAAGAGUGCCAAGGAGUUCGCCGCGCUGAAUGCCAACAAGUUCACCGUGCCGACUGCCAAGGAAUUCGCCGUGCCCAACGCCAACAAGCCUCUCGACGACAUUCUUGCCUGA
This is a messenger RNA of Miscanthus lutarioriparius, 417 nucleotides long. The record is from the annotation of a GenBank genome assembly. NCBI's taxonomy places the organism in Eukaryota, Viridiplantae, Streptophyta, Magnoliopsida, Poales, Poaceae.